Molecule: messenger RNA, 1158 nt
Organism: Drosophila busckii
Lineage: Eukaryota; Metazoa; Arthropoda; Insecta; Diptera; Drosophilidae
Gene: Ttc19
Product: tetratricopeptide repeat protein 19 homolog, mitochondrial
Exons: 3
Coding region: 38-1141 (367 amino acids)
Biological process (GO): mitochondrial respiratory chain complex III assembly
Cellular component (GO): mitochondrial inner membrane
Molecular function (GO): protein binding
Source: RefSeq, a predicted model, not a curated record
UCAAUUUUUUUUUAAUAAAAUGAUAUAAACAGUCAAAAUGAUAAUUAAAAAUGUUGGUAGAAUAACACAGAUCUUAUCACGUUUGUGUGCGCUGCGAAAUUUGAACACAAAUCCAAUUGACAUACAAGCGAUAGUGCAUCAAAGAUCUGCAAAAGCUUUGGCAGCGGCUCAGAUACGAUCUCUGUGUGUCAUUAGCACAAACUAUCAACAACGACAACGCUCCAGCUCCUCUUCCGACCACCCGCACACAGGCUUAGUGCUUACAGCGGCUAUUAGUUUCAGUCUCUUUGACAGCAAAGACAAGGAUGAGGAGGAGACACCCGAGGCAAAACUAAUAAAUACAAUCAAACGUUCUAUACUGUGCAUACAACGGGAACAGUAUGAGAAGGCGGAGCAAAUGUUACACUUAUGCUUGCGUAUGGCCCAAGAUAUUCAGUCUACCCAUGGUAUUACGUAUGUCUAUGAUCUAAUGGCUAACUUGGCAAUGGAACGCCAGCAGUUCAAAAAGGCUGAAAAGAUAUUUGUGGAUGUGAUGAGGCGUUUAAUGAACGAAGGUUAUGCUGAUGACAGUCCAAAAAUACUGCAUAUAAGUUCUAAGAUAGCUCACAUGUCGCAGAUGCAGGGAGAGCUAGAGAAAAGCCUCCAGGGUUUUACGUGGACAAUGCAAAAACUCGCCAAGUUAGUGGAAAAAAUGCCGGAAGACAAAGAUAUACUCGAACUAUAUGGUCUGACUAAGAACUGGUUUGGUCAAUUACUGAUGAAGCAGGGUAAAUAUGCUGAAGCCAAAAAUCUUUUCAAGGAGGCUUUGGAAAUCCUUGUAGACAUAUAUGGCACCGUCAACGAUGCCUCUGUGACCAUAUUGAACAACAUUAGCGUGGCAUAUGUUAAUCUGGAAAACUAUGCUGAGGCGAAGGAAACGUUGCUAAAUGCACUGAUCAUAGCCAAGGAGCUGAAGGAUGUUACUCAGGAGGGCAUUUUACAAGCCAAUCUGGGACUUGUUUAUUUACGUGAAGGUCUGCUCAAGGAAGCUGAGAAAUUCUGCAAGCUAGCUUGGAAAAUUGGUAAAAAGGAGAACAAUGGCGACGCUAUUGAGCAGGCGGAGUAUUGUCUGAAUGAAAUCAAAUCCUCGCUAAAUAAGUAAAAACAGUUUUUGCAAAA